Messenger RNA from Manduca sexta (tobacco hornworm), 12076 nucleotides. It is a transcript of the gene stan, whose product is annotated as protocadherin-like wing polarity protein stan. The record is from RefSeq and is a predicted model, not a curated record. Lineage: Eukaryota; Metazoa; Arthropoda; Insecta; Lepidoptera; Sphingidae. Bases 365 to 10810 code for a protein of 3481 amino acids. Gene Ontology annotation, molecular function: G protein-coupled receptor activity; calcium ion binding. The transcript has 57 exons. Gene Ontology annotation, biological process: cell surface receptor signaling pathway; G protein-coupled receptor signaling pathway; homophilic cell-cell adhesion. Gene Ontology annotation, cellular component: plasma membrane.
UAUACAGGUUUUAGUUUGCCUUUGCUACUUGAGUGUGAAAGUUGGUUUGUGUCGCGUGAAGUGGCUGUAUGAAACUCGCGCAAUAACUUAUUUAUCACUUACUUUAAAGUGUAUGAGUGGUGAUAAUAAAAGUGUAGUGUGUUUAGUUUGUGUUUAUUUUUUGGAACUGUUGGCGUCUGGAAAUUAACUUCUAGAACUUAUCAGAUUAAUCGUAUUUACCUGAAAAGUGUUUCAAAGGCAGUCUUCUCAUCGCAUGUAUGAGAUGAUUGGGUGAAAGAGUCAAAUCCACGUGUUAGUAUACAAGAUGGGCAGCACGCGAGGCUGGUGGUCGCGGCGGCGGCACUGCAGGUGAACUGCCCGUAGCAUGACGCGGACAUGGCUGCACGUGGUGGUCGCCGCGCUGCUGCUGGCGGCCGCCCGUGCCUACCUCAUCCUCGUCUCGGACUCCGCACCACCUGGAUACACAGUCCUAGACGCCGCUGUCUAUAAGCUCGGCUCCGAACGUACCUACAGCAUCGACGUCCACAGAACUGCCAACUUCGUGCACCAUAUACUCAAAGUUAAUAAGACAAGUGGUCUGGUCACAUUACGAAAACGGCUAAGAUGCGAUGGCGUACUGUAUCCCAACCUCUUCACUUUCUACGUAGACUCCACUUCAGAACGCGUCCGCGACAUUGACUAUUACAGCCUGCCGAUCAGAAUUCUGGUUACAGGGGAAGACUGUAGCAGACGGCACGCGGCUCUGUAUGAUAUCGAUUUCGAUAGAGUCUACGACCAAAGUGAUUCCGCUUUACAAUAUGAUGAAGUUAUCGUUAGGGACAAAAGAGAGGUAAUGUACUACCAGGAGAGUAUAGACUGGAGGUUGCUUGAAGGCGAUGAGUUGGUCACUAGUCAAUAUAAUGUGUUAUCUACGGCUUAUCCGUGGUCCAAUGCCAUGUUUGAAGAUUAUGUAGCAAGAAAUAGAAGUAGGAAGAAAAGAUCCUAUAACUCGGUGCCGUUUGAUAUGUCAAUUGAUGUCAAAAUAGCUGAAGCGAAGCAAUGGAUAUCAGAGACAUAUGCAAGUUUUGCGAUACCAACAACUGACAGGUGGCAGGGGAUAUGUCUUAAAAAAUCCCAAUAUGUGAAUUCAUUAACAGCAUUCCUGCCGCGCACGGUUCAGAAAAUGUGUAAAGUGCAGUUCUUGGACGUGAGUGAUCCACGUUUCAUGAUAGAGAGCAGCCAGGGAGACCUAGUGGCGAGUGACGACAUGUGCAUCAUGGAGCCAAUGUGGAAAGUGUCAGUGCUGUUCACGUUCAACUGUGACCGGACUAAUAUCGUGGACUCGGACCACAGGCUAAAAAUAGUGUACCAUCAUCAGGAACUGAAUGACACCGAUAUUGCUAGAAGAGUUAAGAGGGAACUACGAAACCAAUCGCCGUUCUUCGAACAGGCGCUGUAUGUUGCUUCGGUUGCAGAGGAACAGCCUCCAGGAGUUAUAGUGACUACGGUUAGAGCUCGGGACCCAGAAAACAGUCCAGUUACAUACUCAAUGUCGAGUCUGCUGGACUCGCGGUCGGCGGGCAUGUUCGCGGUGGACACGCGGACCGGGGUGGUGACCACACAAGCUCGGCUCGACCGGGAGCGGCUCGACGUUCACUACUUCAGGGUUGUCGCGCAAGAUGACACCUUCCCGCCGAGGAGCGGGACUACUACUUUACAGAUUAACGUACUGGAUUGUAACGACCACUCGCCGGUCUUCGAGAUGCAACAAUACGAGGCUUCGGUGAGGGAAGGCGCCAGCCCCGGCACCACUGUACUCACUCUGAAAGCUACAGACCAAGAUAUAGGGAAGAAUGCUGAGGUUGAAUACUCAAUAGAAUCGGUGUCUGCGGACAGCCUAACGCCGGAGGAAUCGAACGGCGCGGAUUCCAACCAAUCAGACACGCAGGACGUGUUCAGAAUAGACGGCAGGAGCGGCGCUCUACUCACCAGGUCCACGCUGGAUAGGGAGAAAGUGUCGCGGUAUACUGUUAUAGUUAAAGCUACUGAUCAGGCCAGCCCCGUCUCUGAUAGGCUGUCCAGCACGGCUACAGUCCACGUGAACAUUCAGGACGACAAUGACAACUACCCGCAAUUCAGUGAGAAAACCUACACAGUGACCGUGGAUGAAGACAUCAGCGUCACUGACAACCCUGUCGUAGCACGAAUCAAGGCGACAGACGCGGAUGUAGGUGCAAACGCAGCGAUACGAUACGCCAUCAUCGGCGGCAACACACAGAUGCAGUUCUCAAUAGACAGCCUAAGCGGCGACGUGUCCCUCGUCAAGCCGCUCGACUACGAACAAGUGAGGAGCUACAGGCUCGUCAUUAGAGCUCAAGACGGCGGCAGUCCAUCCCGGUCGAACACCACACAGCUCCUGGUUAACGUGAAAGACAUAAACGACAACGCGCCACGCUUCUACACUUCACUGUUCCAAGAGUCAGUCAGCGAGAAUGUACCCGUCGGCUAUAGUAUUGUUAGGGUGCAAGCCUACGACGCUGACGAGGGCGUAAACGCAGAACUAACCUACACUCUAUCGGACAAAGAAUAUUCUGGAAUCAGCGAAUUACCAAUUUCAAUAGACCCUCGCUCGGGCUGGGUUUAUACUUCAGGACAGCUGGACAGAGAGUCUCAAGCAAAAUAUCAGCUUUUGGUAACAGCAACCGACGCGGGCACACCUCCUAAAUCUGCGACAGCGUCUGUGGUAGUAGUCGUUCAGGAUGUUAAUGACAACGACCCAGUGUUCUCUCCUGCGCAGUAUGAAGUGGAACUGGCUGAAGACGAACCUCCUGGUACUCCUGUGGUCACUCUUACCGCUACUGACGCUGAUGAGGAUAAUAGAUUACAUUACGAGAUAACGGGCGGCAACACGCGCGGUCGAUUCUCCAUCACAUCUCAGAACGGUCGCGGCCUCAUCACCGUCGCUCAGCCGCUCGACUUCAAGCAGGAGAGGCGAUACGUCCUCACCGUGACCGCCACUGAUUCUGGAGGGAGAUCGGAUACCGCCAUGGUCCAUAUUAAUAUCACUGAUGCUAAUAACUACGCGCCUGUGUUUGAAAAUGCGCCGUAUACUGCCUCGGUUUUCGAAGACGCGCCCAUCGGCACGACGGUGCUGGUGGUGUCGGCCACCGACAGCGACGUGGGCGUCAACGCGCAGAUCACAUACAGCCUCAGCUCGGAGAUCUCCUCCGAGGCCGUCGCCCACCACGACCAGCAGUUCCUCAUCAACCCCCACACCGGCGCCAUUACCACCAACAAGCUGCUCGACAGGGAGACCAUGAGCGGAUACCUGCUGACGGUGACGGCGCGUGACGGCGGCGUGCCCUCGCUGUCCGACACCACCGACGUGGAGAUCUCCGUCGUGGACGUCAACGACAACCAGCCGGUCUUCAAACAGCAGCUCUACACCGCCACUAUCAUGGAGGAUGCCUUAGUCGGAACAUCGGUGACACAAGUGAGCGCGACGGACGCUGACGUGGGCCUCAACGGGCGAGUCCACUACGAGCUGGACCCUAAGGAUAGGGAGGAGGGCUCGUUCGUGGUGGACCCUGCGUCUGGAGUCAUCAGGACCAACAAGGCUUUGGAUCGGGAGUCUGUAGCUACGUACGAUCUAAAGGCUGUCGCAAUCGAUGGAGGGACGCCGCCGCAGAGUUCUACUGUGAUAGUGCACAUAAAAGUGGAGGACAUCAACGACUCACCGCCGGUGUUCGCGAGCGACUGCCUCACGUUCUACGUCGCAGAGAACAGUCCCGUCGGCACCACGCUGGGCGCCGUCAGGGCCCUCGACCCCGACGAGGGACCCAACGCGCUCGUACACUACUCCAUCAAAGGUGGCGACGACUCCAACAGCUUCUCACUAGAGACUCGUCAAGGGUCCGACAAGGCGGAACUAGUCACAAUGGUUGAUUUGGACUACGAGAGCCCUCGCAAGAAGUACGAGCUGAUCAUCCGCGCCGCCAGCCCGCCGCUCUGGAACGACGUGAGGGUCGAGAUACUCGUCACCGACGUGAACGACAAUGCGCCGGUCAUGAAGGACUUCCAGAUCAUCUUCAAUAAUUACAAGGACUGCUUCCCGGUUGGACCGUUUGGUCGCGUCCCGGCGUAUGAUGCUGAUGUUACUGAUAAGUUACAAUAUCGGAUAUUAUCUGGAAACAACGCAAACCUCGUGUUACUGAACGAAACCACAGGAUCCAUGACAUUAUCGCCACAGCUCAACACAAACGUGCCCAAACUGGCCACUAUGGAAAUAUCCGUCACCGAUGGCGUUAACGAAGUGAAGGCGAUGAUGCAGUUGUCCGUCCGCUUGAUCACCGAAGAGAUGCUGUUCAACUCGAUUACUGUGCGCUUGAACGAUAUGACGGCGGAGCAGUUCCUGUCGCCGCUACUGGGAUUCUUUAUCGACGGACUGGCGGCAAUCAUACCCUGCCCUAAGGAGAAUAUCUAUGUGUUUAGUGUGCAGGGCGACACGGACGUGACCGGCAACAUCCUGAACGUGUCGUUCUCAGCGAAGCGUCCGGAAGCGGAAGUGGGCGUGGCGGGCGAUCCGUCGCCGUUCUACUCGCCGACGCACCUGCGCGAGCGCGUGUACCUGCACCGCGCCACCCUCGCGCGCCUCGCCACUGUACAGGUGCUGCCAUUCGACGACAACGUGUGCGUGCACGAGCCGUGCCUUAAUUACGAAGAGUGCCUCACUGUGUUGAAGUUUGGCAACGCGUCCGGGUUCAUCAACAGCGACUCGGUGCUGUUCAGGCCCAUCUACCCUGUCACUACGUUCACUUGUCAAUGUCCGCAGGGGUUUACUGGGUCCCGAGAGCAUUACAUGUGCGACACGGAGGUGGACCUGUGUUACUCGUCGCCGUGCCUUAACAAUGGCACGUGCGUGCGGCGCGAGGGCGGCUACACAUGCGUCUGCGCACCCGGGUUCACUGGCGAGAACUGCGAGACGGUCCUAACGAAAGCGACGUGCGACAUGAGCGGCGACGGGUCGGUGUGCCGCAGCGGCUCGCAGUGCGUGGCGCGGCGCGAGGGCGGCAUCCUGUGCCAGGGCUGCGCCAUCGACGCCGCGCACACCACCGACCUCUGCGAGCUGCGCGCCCGCAGCUUCCCCGCCGCCUCCUUCCUCACCUUCCCGGGGCUGAAGCGGCGCCAUCGACUGCACUUGAAGCUCAAAUUCGCAACGCAAACAACAUCAGGGCUGCUACUGUACAACGGUCGGUACAACGAGCGGCACGACUUCCUCGCACUUGAGUUAGUGAGCGCGGGCGCGGGGAAGGGCGGCGCCGGACUCAAGUUCAGCUUCUCUCUCGGCGCCGCGCGGACGGAGCUCACGGUGGAGGGGGACGUGGGGGACGGCAUGUGGCACACCAUCGAAGUGCAGUAUUUUAAUCGGACUGUGACAAUGGUGCUAGACGACUGCGAUAAGGCGCUGUCACUAGCAGGCGCCGCUGAAUUUGGACUCAAGUACGCAUGCGCCAACUUCACUAAAAAGGUUCUCCCUCCACGCUGCGACAGCCCUACAGAAACUUGUCACAGGUUUUUGGAUUUGACGGGACCACUGCAGAUAGGCGGCCUGCCCAACAUACCGAGCAGCUUCCAGGUCAAGAACAAAGACUUCAUUGGCUGCAUCUCAGACCUUUAUAUUGACAGGAAAUUCAUUGAUCUUAAUAGUUUCGUGGCAGACAACGGCACGUUGGCGGGGUGUCCGGAGAAGCGCUCGCAGUGUGCGUCCGCGCCGUGCUACAACAACGCGCAGUGCCGCGACCUGUGGGACACCUACCUGUGCGACUGCGCCGACGGGUACACCGGCAAGGACUGCGCCGACUCGACGGGCGCGCCGUGGCGGUUCAGCGGCGACGGCAUGUUGUCGUUCAACCCGCUGCUGCGCCCCAUCCAGCUGCCCUGGCUCAACGCGCUCACGCUGCGCACGCGCCAGCGCGACGCCUUCCUCAUGUCCGUGCAAGUGGGGCAGAACAGCUCCGUGCUCAUCACUCUAAAAUCCGGUCUCCUCCACUACUCAUACAACGGGGAGACAAUGUUUCUGCCCACAACAACACUAGCCGACGGGAACUGGCACAGAGUUGAGAUCAAAUGGCUCGGCACCGACAUAUCCGUGAGCAUAGAUUAUGGGCUGCGGACUGCGUUAUUACCGAUGCUAGCCAAUAAGAUACAAGGGCAGUACAUCGGCAAGAUUCUGAUUGGCGGUCCUGACAGUACGGCGGGUUUGCUGGCUUCGGAGGUUGGGUACUUCGAAGGGUGUAUACAGGACGUGCGCGUGGGCACCGCCCAGUCGUUGCUCAACAGACCCACGGUGCGGGAGAACGUGCGAGACGGAUGUCAGUCGCGCGCCGACUGUAUGCUUUCUAUCUGUCCACCUUAUAGUUCGUGCUCGUCGUCGUGGGACUUGACGUCGUGCGCGUGCGAGCGCGGGCGCGUCGGGCCGCAGUGCGCGCGCGCCUGCGACCUGCAGCCCUGCGGCGCGCACGCGCACUGCAGCGACGACCAGUCCCCCCAGGGGUACCACUGCACCUGCCACGACGGCUAUAUACUUACAGAGGAAGGUUGCGUGUGGUGGGAGGCGGGCGAGUGUCCGGGCGGGUGGUGGGGCACAGGCGCGUGCGGGCCGUGCGCAUGCGCCGCGCAGGGUCUGCACCCGCACUGCCACCGCACCACCGGCGUCUGCCACUGCAAGGAGAACCACUACAGACCCGAGGGAUCAGAAGACUGUCUCCCCUGUCAGUGCUACGCAGCUGGAUCUGUGAAUAGUUCGUGCGAGUCGGUGACGGGACAGUGCUACUGCAGGGACGGGGUCAUCGGCCGCGCCUGCGACUCCUGCGCAAACCUGUACGCAGAGGUCGCGCCGAAUAUUGGAUGCGAAGUUGUGUACGACGGCUGCCCUCGCUCCUUCUCUCAUGGCGUGUGGUGGCCUCGAACCAAGUUUGGUAUUCAAGCUAUCACGGACUGUCCUGCAGGUACAAGCGGGAAGGCGACUAGAAUGUGCGAUGAGACGCAAGUGGUACCGUGGCAGGAGCCUGACAUGUUCAACUGCACAACAUCUACCUUCUAUCAACUCAAGAAACAGCUACAAAAGAUCGAAUCGGGCGAGUUAACGAUGAACACGUUCGUGGGCGUGCGCCUGGCCGCCGAGCUGAGCGGCGCGUGCGCACACACGCGCGCGCUGUUCGGCGCCGACGUGGCGGUGGCGCGCGGCAUCCUGCGCGAGCUGCUGCGCCACGAGCUGCGCCAGGCCGGCCUCAACCUCACGCACAGCCAGGACAAGGACUACGUCAGGAACCUGAUGAAAUCGGCGAACACAAUAUUAGACAUUAAAUAUGAGAAAGAAUGGAAGAGAAUACGAGAGUUGACUGGUAACGGAGUGGAGCUACUUCUGCAGGAGUUUGACAAGUACAUCGGAGUGUUGGCGGAAAGCCAGCAUGAUACUUAUACUAGUCCAUUUGAAAUUGUUACCAGCAAUAUCGUAAUUGGUGUGGACAUAGUGACAGCAGAGUCCAUAUAUGGUUUCGAGCCUACACAACUGAAUAGAUACAAUGUUGAAUCAUACACUACUGAGAAAGUGAUUCUACCAGACACGUCAGCAUUCAUACACUCUCCCAUACAAGCACCCGUCUACUAUGGGACUGGGAAAGUGAAUAAGAACAAGAAACUCUCUAGUCCCACUGUAUCGUUUCCAAAGUAUAACAACUACGUGAAGAGUAAAAAUAAGUUCGAUAAGUUUACGCGAGUGUUGCUGCCGUUGGAUUUGCUUGGAAUUACGAAUAAUAACUUACAAGAUAACCUCGACACGAACUACGAGUCGCGAGCAGUAUUAUCGUACAUGCAAUACUCUCGCAACUCGUCACAACUGAUGCCGCUGUACAUGGACGAGUCAGUGAGUCGUCGUUGGGGCGUCAAUAUAACCGUUGGCUCGCCUAUACUGCAAGUAGCGCUGUAUGUACCAGAGUAUGUGUGGAUGAAGGAGUCGAGGGAGGAAGAGGUCUUUGAAAUGAACCCAGAAGAUGGGGAAGGCAUCGUGUACGCAAACAGAGGCCACCAUCACAACAGCAAUCACAUAAACAUCAGCCCUUCAAAACAAUGGCCUCACUCUGACGACGAAACAUCAAACGACCACGGGCCCAUUGUAAUACAACCAUCCUUCAAGAAACAAGACAAAUCCCUCUACCCAGGAGAAAUAGUUCAAGAAAACGACUCCUCAUACGUCGCGGAGAAGUUAGAACAAGACGGACCUAAAGUGCUAGCGUUGGUAAUGGAUCCAGAGAAGAAGGAAGGGAAUGUAUCGAAUACAGGGAAGAUAAAGUUGAUGUACAAGAGCCUGAGUGGGAUAAGACUGAAGAAGCCGAUUAGAUUGCAAAUGUGGUUGGAUAUUAACAAGGAGACGUUUGGAUCGAGGACGAACCCGCAGUGCGUGCAUUGGUCUACUUUGAGAGGUCCAGGCGAGUGGUCGCGCGUGGGUUGCCACACAGAAAUCGAUUACGACUGGUCUCCGUACUCCAAUGAGCCGCUGUUGAUCAACUGUACUUGCAACCAUCUCUCUACCUUCGCUGUUUUAGUCGACGAGGUCGACAUCGAGUUCAUUCCUGAACCAUCGUUAUUAGAAUCGGUGACCUCAUAUACAGCGUUUAGUAUCUCUCUCCCGCUUUUGCUGACGACGUGGGCCGCUCUCUGUCUCAUGCGCGGCGGCGCCGCCACGGUAUCCAAUACAAUACACAAACACUUAAUCUUCUGCGUGUUCAUGGCUGAAUUAUUGUACUUGAUCGCGUUGAAAGCGAGGACUUCGCUGGUGCAAAAUGAGUUCGCGUGCAAGGUGAUGGCGAUGGGGCUGCACUACUGGUGGGUGUGCGGCGUGGCGUGGGGCGCGUGCGAGGCGUGGCAGGUGCGCCGCCUCGUGCGCGAGGUGCGCGACGUCAACCACGGCGCCGUGUGCGCGCCGCUCGCCGCCGCCUACGCCGCGCCCGCCGUCGCGCUCGCGCUCGCCGCCGCGCACCACCAGCACCAGUACGGCAACGCGCUCUUCUGUUGGGUGAGCUGCCACGAGCCAGUGGUGUGGUGGGUGGUGAUUCCAGCUGGGCUUUACGCCAGCGCCGCCUUCAUCUUCCUCGCCGGCGCUACUAGAGCCGCCUUUACUGUUAGAGAUCACGUCACUGGCUUCGGAAACUUAAGGAUAUUACUAGCAGUGAGCAUAGUAUGUCAGCCACUGUUAUGCGUGGCUUGGGCAAGUGCCUUGCUUCUUGGCAGCGAGGCAGGCGACCGCAGAAACGUGCUCAGCGCCGUACUAUCAGCCGCUGUAGCAUUACACGCGACUGCAGCGUCACUCGGCUAUAUCGCUUUCAAUAUCAGAGUCAGAGAUAAUUUAAAGAGGACCGUACUAAGAUGCUUAGGAAAGAAAGUUCCCCUCGCGGAUACAUCAGUCAUCAUCAGCAGCAGUGCUAACUUGUCUCAAAUUAACAGGUCGUCUCUAGCGUACCACAGCAGCACGGAGCCAGGACGGCAGAUGCGCAACAUCGGAAUAUCUGCCUCGUCCACCACCUCCAGAUCAACUACGAAGACCAGCUCCAGUCCUUAUAGCCGUAGCGACGGGCAGCUGCGUCACACGAGUACGUCCACGUCGAACUACAACACCAGCGCUAGUGACAUGCCUGCUUAUCUGAGAGGAUUCGACUCUUCCUUCCACACUAGAAAAGAUGAUGAAAGUCGUCGUCGUCGCAAGGCGGCGCCGGAGUCGGGCGGGGGCGCCGGCGGCGGGGGAGGCGGGGAGGCGACGGACAGCGACUCGGACAGCGCGCGGUCGCUGGAGCUGGCGUCGAGCCACUCCUCCGACGACGACGAGACCAGCACGCGCCGCUCCAGCCAUCCGCCUUCCGCCACCAGGGAGAGAGGGACAAGCGGCAGCGGUGGUAGCUAUUUACCAAACAUUACCGAAGGUGCUCCACUAGCCAUCACGCCACGAUGGCCAUCGCAUAUUCGAGAAGAUUCAAACCGUCCCGAGACCGGUCGUUGGUCGCAAGAGACCGGCUCAGAUAAUGAAGGAAUGAACGUAGGCAUGGCCACCCCCUCCCCGAAUCCUCUCCCCAACCCAGAUCUCACUUCUGACGUGUACCAACUCAGCAGGCACAGGAUGAAGCCCUCCAUACUAGAGAAUGUCCAUGACACGUACGUGGCCAGUGUGGACGCGUCGAGAUUGCCGUUGGAUAAUAGAUAUGGCGUCAUGGAAAACGAACUUAUGUACGGCGUGAUGCCCAACGAAGAGAAACAAAUGCAAUACGAUCCAAACUACCCAAUCUCACCCACCAUGUACAGACUACCGGGAAACCCCUACGGAUCCAAAACGUACCUGCCAACACGAACGUCAGAUUACGGGUUCAGCCCGACUAAAUACCUCAACUCCGAAACAAACGUAUACGGGUCGCGAGAUUUUCGAGAUUCGGGCGUGUCCACACGGGAACACGACGGGUACCCGCCGCGGGAUUUUAGGGAUUCCGGAAUAGCGACUAUGUUGAAAAACGACUACCAAAGGAAGAUGGAGAGUCAUUACGGCGGUGACUACAACGACAGAAUGUCUGAGGGGUCGGAUAAACAUCACCCGCAUGAUAAAUAUCUGUUCCCCUACACAGCUGAGGAAGACCACGCUAACUUGCGCGGGGUCAGCCAGUCUCCGCAGGUCCGUAGUGAGAUGGCACGCCCAGGUGAAUCACAGCAACAAAUGGGGGCGCCACUAGCUAGUAUGGGCGAGACCAGCGAGAAAUCUACUAUUGAAGACGAUGCAGAGACGAGAGUGUAAUAACACAAAUAGUACAAGAUUUCCAAUGAAUCUCAGUUAGUUGAAUAAUUUAAUUUUAAUUAGUGUAGCGGUUUCGAAUAGUAUUAAUUUUUGUCAAGACUGUCAAACGAUCAGUACCCACUGCCAUAAUGUAAAUUGUAUUUAUUUGUUCAUGCUUUAAAGUAGAAAAUAAACUUAUAGUGGAUACAGCGUGUAGUGUUUUUGAAUACUCAAUUUUUCCCAAUUAGCGUAGGUAAUGAAAGUUUUUGUAAGUAUAAAAAUAAAUUGUAAAAAUCAUUUACUUAGUUAUUUUACUUAAAAAAGAAGAACGGAAUUGCAUUUGUCUUUAGAAGUUGUUUAUAAUUAGAUAACUUCAUUUCGCAUGUUGUCUAAAGAGUCUAGAUCGGAUUUGGGAAAUCUGUACGUAGUUAUCUGAAUAGAUAUUAGAAAUAAUAUUUUAGAUGAUGUUGCGAAAGUUAUUGAAUAAUAGAUUUCGUGCGGCAAAAACCUAAGAUGUUACUAGGGAACACUAUACUGCAUUAUAUGCAAACAGUUAAGUAGUUUAUAUUAUAUUUAAAGAUAUAAUACUAAAAUGAUAUGUUAAGGUUUAAAAUAGUAUUGCUAACUUGGCGAAUAUUUCGCUAUUAUUAGUAACGAAUAGUAAGAUCUCAUUCUGAACAACUAUCAUUUUAGUUCAACUUGACUUAGGACUAAUACGUAAAUAUAUGAAAGGAUUCAAAUUUUAAAGAAUGAAUUUGGGUGCAUUAAACAAAUGUUAUAAAACUGAGUUUAUAAUAAUUUCCAAAGUCAGUCAUGUAAAUAGAUAGCUUAUAUUAUGUAAGUACCUAUAUGUUGAUAGGAAUAUUUAGAAAUAAGUACUAUUAUUUUAUUUUCUUAAUAUUGAAUCAAAAUAGUUAUGGAAUUAUAACAAAUAUUCUUGUCGAGGCUUUCAAUUUGUAGCGAAGAAUAAACUACCAUCAGAAUUUUAUCUUAAUAUUUCCCAAAAGCUUUUUAAAAACAGAUGCUAAUAAAAAGUAUGAGUUAUAAAAUAAUGAAAUGAAAAUAAUUAAGUAAUUCAUUUUGUUGUUACAAAGCUAAAACACACACUUGUAUGUACCUAUGUCUCAGGCUUAGGCUCAAAAUGUAGAAAUUCUUUUAUAUUAUGCAUUUAAUUUGAAUUGUGGUAGCAUUAUAAUAAAUAUUUGCAUUUUUGUGUAAAUAGUGUGUUGCGUGUGUAUUGAGCGUUUUAAUAAGAAGAGUCCACCUAUUUUGUAAAUAAAUAGAUUU